Varanus komodoensis (Komodo dragon) is the source of this 1019-nucleotide messenger RNA. RefSeq names its product selenoprotein W (gene SELENOW). Gene Ontology annotation, cellular component: cytosol. Gene Ontology annotation, biological process: response to selenium ion. NCBI's taxonomy places the organism in Eukaryota, Metazoa, Chordata, Lepidosauria, Squamata, Varanidae. The record is from RefSeq and is a predicted model, not a curated record. The transcript is spliced from 6 exons.
GCCCGAGCGUCGGGCUAAAAGCGCUGCUGCCGGGCGGUUCCGAGCCAGAACGUUCGGUCGAGCGCCGGAGCCGAGCCGAGCCAGCGCCAUGCCCGUCAAAGUCCGGGUGGUUUACUGUGGGGCCUGAGGAUACAGCCCUAAGUAUCAGCGGCUCAAGAAGGAACUCGAAAAGGAGUUUCCGGGCAAGCUGGACAUUAGUGGUGAAGGGACUCCUCAGGUCACAGGAUGGUUUGAAGUGACAGUGGCAGGGAAGCUGGUGCACUCCAAAAAGAAUGGAGAUGGCUUUGUGGAUGAUGAUGCCAAGCUACGGAAGAUAACCAUGGCCAUCAAAGCAGCCUUGGCAUAAGGAUGGUGCUAAGAAUGUUCUAACAACUCAGUGGCUAACAGAGCUCAAAGAAAAAUCUGUUUUGUUCACCUUGGCCGAGCGCUCGAUGACGGGAGCUGUUGAAAUGUCGCCAGACGAAUGGCAGUUCCCCGAAAACCCUUUGCGUAGGAUGCCAGUUUGAGCAAAGCCUGAUGGGGGAAUUUGAGCUCUGGAGUUUGACAUCUGCAUGUGGAAUUGGGUCUGGCACUAAAGCCCUUAUACCUAACAUCUUAAGUGUUGUGCAUUCGGUGUAUGGUACAUGCAAUCUUGGCUUCCUUUAUAGCUCUGGCUUUAAUAUCUGGUAUUAAUAAUGGUAACUCUGAUCUAAGAUGGUUGUGGGAGAAGGGAAUAGUGAAGCCCUCCGCCGACAAGUGCUUUUUGACACUCGGGUUCUGGAAUGCUCUUGAAUGCCUUCAACUUUCGGGACAACAAAAAUAAAAAUGUUUCCACUAUGUGAUGGGAAUCCAGUUCUAAAAAUCUUUCUUUCUACUUAAGCUAGAAUUCUACUUAACCUAGAAUUCUAGAAUGCUAAAACAUGCAAACUGAGAAAGCUCUUCUUUUCCCACCUUCCCUAACUGCCUUGUUCCAGUGGCCUUUGGUUUCCCUAUUCUGACUUCCUUGCUGAACUUCUGUCUAAUAAACACUUCUUUCAGUA